Messenger RNA from Hypoxylon trugodes, 1703 nucleotides. RefSeq names its product thymine dioxygenase. The record is from RefSeq and is a predicted model, not a curated record. Gene Ontology annotation, molecular function: dioxygenase activity. The transcript is spliced from 4 exons. Bases 337 to 1341 code for a protein of 334 amino acids. NCBI's taxonomy places the organism in Eukaryota, Fungi, Ascomycota, Sordariomycetes, Xylariales, Hypoxylaceae.
CUCAAGUCUUUUGAUGUCUUUAGUCAUGAAUAAGUGCGUAUAAAGAUAUACAAUUGAAGGGAAGGAUAUUAUCUUGUAGUUCGACUCAAUUCAUAAUAUUUGUGAUACCUUGAUUAUCUAGGCUGGUUGUACGAUAUAAAUUCUCGGAGAGGGCAGCAUAUCACUGCCUAUCUUCUUCGGAUUCCAUCUCGGAGGUGGCCGGCCUUACCCCCCCACCUCUUUUGAGCAAAAGUUGCCACUGAAUCUAGCGAUAUCGUCUAGUACUAUAAAAAAAAUCGAAUUUGGCUUAUAAGAUCCAAGUAGUGCCUAUCUAUACGUCUUUUGAUCAAAGUAUCAAUGGAGACAGCAGCAGUAAAGAGUGAGGGUCUUGUCAUCCCGCUAAUCGACUUCUCGCAAUUUCUCAAUGGAACUCCUGAACAGAGAAAGGAAACUGCGAAUUCCAUUCUCCAUGGUUUCCAAUCGGCGGGAUUCAUCUAUUUGAAGGGCUUUCCUAUCACAUCCGCGUACCGGAAGCAUGUAUUCGAGACGUCAGCUAAAUAUUUCAGGCUUCCAGUCGAGACUAAGAUGUCUCAAUGCUGGACUACACCUGAAGCAAAUAGGGGAUAUUCUGCCCCAGGUCGAGAAAAGACUACCACGUUGACCGAUAUUGAAGAGGUCAAGGAAUUGAGGGAUGCUGUACCCGACUUGAAAGAGAGUCUCGAAAUUGGUCGCGAAGGCGAACCCGGUCUCCCAAACCACUGGCCCGAUGAGGAGGGGGAGCUAGUAGGUUUCAAAGAGACCAUGCUUGGCUUCCAUAAUAAAUGCAAAGAGCUGCAUGUUGAAGUCAUGCGCGCCAUCGCCGUCGGUAUGGGUCUCGAUGAGACGUGGUUUGAUGGCUACACGGACGUUGGAGAUAACACGAUUCGCUUGCUUCAUUAUCCCGAGGUCAAAAAGAACGUCUUCACCAUCAACCCAGGCCAAGUUCGCGCUGGUGCUCAUAGCGACUAUGGCUCCAUCACUUUGCUUUUCCAGGAUGCUCGGGGUGGUUUGCAGGUUCAGAGUCCUACUGGAGUCUUCGUUGAUGCGAGACCCAUUGAAGAUACGUGUGUGGUAAAUGCUGGUGAUUUGUUGGCGAGGUGGAGUAAUGAUAAGAUCAAGAGCACUAUCCAUCGCGUUGUGGAGCCACCAGCCGGAGAUGGAGAUGUUUACCCAGCAAGAUACAGCAUCGCAUACUUCUGCAACCCCAAUUUCAAGAGCUAUAUCGAAGCCAUCCCUGGUACUUACGCGACGGAGAAGGAAAGAAAAUACGAGGGAAUCAACAGUGGCCAAUACCUUGUCCAGAGACUCACUGCUACUUACUAGAAAACACGAAUCGGGAAAUCCGAGGACACGAUAUGUCUUGCGAAUACGUUAUGGUGGUGUGAAAUAGUACCCAAUUUGGCGAUCAACAACGUUCGAUGUCGUGGAGAUUCCAUAUUGGGUCGUUGGAUAUUUCUUGAAUUGGAUUCGUAGUGUGUUUUAUGCAAGUUUGAAACUGAACGAACCAACACAAGUCGUGGAGUUUUCCUUCAACGUCGUGAUCGUAUAGGUACUUAAACACUAUAAAAUCCCGGACUAAAUUUACCUAAACGCCAUAAUGCACGACAAAAGGAGCGUGAUUAGGGGAUUUUCUUAGUGGAGUUACCCGCCCGAAUAAACGUCAUUUUAGAAGGAAUAAGGAGUAA